CUAAAGAUUUGUCCUUUCUAAAGGAGGAUUAAAAAAAAAUCAUUCUUAUUGGCUUUUAAGGAUUCAAAUAUGGAGGCCUAAAACACCUAGAAAAGAGAUGUCCACAAUGGGGGGAGGGGUUUGAGAUUGUAUGUCCCUUGGUCUGUGUCCAUGCUUGUGUAGGUGUUUGAAACAUUUCUUUAAUUUAUAAUGUUUGUACACAUUUUCUUGGGCCUUAUUUUUGAGUUAGAGUUAUUAGAUGUAUUUGACGUGUGUUUACAAGAUAAUCAGUUGUGUACAGAUCCUGGGUGAUUUUAUCAUAUUAUUUUAGUAUUCUUUUUCAUAACUUAUUUGAAGUAAGUCCUUACUUGCUGCACAGGAGGUGUCUUGUUUCAAAUGCAUGGGACUGUAAUCCAGAAAGAAUCUGUCAGAGGUGGAACUCAACGUGGUGAUGGGAUGUUGAAGGAAAAUGGAUUACUUAACCUGAGUCACCUUGUGUUUGGAUCCAGUCACCAGUACUGACAGUUUCAUUUCUUCUCCACUCUUUUAAGUUUUGCUUUUAGCCAGGUGUCACAUUCUUUGCCCCCACGUUCUCUGCCUGUCAUCUACUUUACCGUUCUCCAUCUCAGUGUGAGUGUAUCUGUGUGAAGAUCAGACCAUGGGUUUUCUCAAACCCCUCUCCCUUUGAAGGACAUCUCUUUUUCUUUAAAUCUCUCUACUUUAAUACAAAAAUGGAAACUCUAGUUCAACUCAAAAGUAACCCUUUUUUGAUGGGGCUUUGUCGCAACGGCACCCCGCCAGACCUGCAGUAUGAUAACUCCUCAGAGCUCUUCCGCAUCUCUACCUAUGCUCGUUUCCCGGCUUCGGGGGUCACAGAGCGAAGUCUGGCGAGGGCAGGUUGGUUCUACACCGGCGUGGGCGACCGUGUUCAGUGUUUCAGGUGUAACGUGACCGCAGAGGGCUGGCAGGCUGGAGACUGUCCUACAGAGAAACACAGACAGCUCUCUCCUUCCUGCUCCUUCAUCCAGAGCCUCCCGUCGACAGCCAACCUGCUCUCCUCCUCCCACUCUGCCUUCUCGCCGCUCCGUAUUGCCCCUGCGAUACCGGUAAGAUCAAUGAUUUCUGCUCCAGGUCCGGUCGCUCCUAACCCUACAGCAGGCCCAGGUGAAGAGCCGGUUGGCUACUUAAACAUGGGCUUAUCUGCUCCACCACCCUCCAGUCCACUUAGCUCUCGUGGUGUAGAGGACAUGUCCCACCAGAGGCCGACGUGCCACAACCCCAGUAUGCGCAGAGAGCAGGACCGCCUGGACUCCUUUCACCCCUGGACGCUCUCCAUCAUCACUCCUGCCGAGCUCGCAAAGGCUGGCUUCUACUACCUGGGCCAAGGGGACCGAGUGGCCUGCUUCAGCUGUGGAGGACAGUUGAGUGACUGGGAGCCAGGUGACAGAGCCGUGUCUGAACACCAGAGGCAUUAUCCAAACUGUCGAUUUGUGCGUGGGGACAGAGCUGACAACGUGUCGCUGGCCGGAGCCGCAGGAGCUUUGUCCGGAGGAGUGAGCUCUCAACUAUCCACAGGAGCUCCGACCCUCAGCAAUGUCUCCAACCCGGCCAUGCAGCAGAGCGAAGAGAGGCUGCUCACCUUUGUCAACUGGCCGUCUCGAAUCCCCGUCCGACCCGACCAGCUGUCUAAAGCUGGCUUCUACUAUGUAGGUCGGAACGAUGACGUCAAGUGUUUCUGCUGCGAUGGAGGCCUGCGGUGCUGGGAGUCUGGAGACGAUCCAUGGGUAGAACAUGCUAAAUGGUUUCCUCGGUGUGAGUAUUUACUCCAAGAAAAGGGACAAGAGUUUGUUCACCAGAUCCAGGCUCGCUUCCCUCGGCUGUUUGAGCAGCUUCUAUCAAAUGGGGACAGCAGCUCCAGAGAGUUUGUGGAUCCACCUGCAGUGGUUCACCUGGGACCAGGAGAGGAGCGGUCAGAGGACGCCGUCAUGAUGAACACUCCGGUGAUUAAGUCGGCUUUAGAGAUGGGCUUUGACCGAAGUCUGGUCAAGCAGACAGUCCAGAGCAAAAUCCUGACAAGUGGAGAGAACUACAGAACAGUACAGGAGCUGGUCUGUGACCUGCUGAGUGCCGAGGACCAGAAGAGAGAAGAGGAGCGAGAGAUGUUGGCGGAGGCCAUGGCAUCAGAUGGCUUCACGUUCUUGAAGAGACACCAGGCGGCAUUGAUCCAGCGUCUGAAGAGUGUAGAGCCGGUGUUGGAGCAUUUACGAGAGCAGAAUGUUUUAUCUCCAGAGGAGUACAGCGGCCUUAAGGCUCAGACGUCGGCCCAGCAGCAGAACGCCAGGCUGAUAGAGCUCGUCCUCACCAAGGGAAACGCUGCCGCUGAGGUCUUCCGCAACUGGAUCCAGAAAAACGAUGUCCACCUGCUCAGAGACCUCAUGGCCCAAUCAAAUGAAGCUGCGUCACCAAGCCAAGAUCUUUCAGAUCUCCCAAUGGAGGAGCAGCUGCGGCGCCUGCAGGAGGAGCGUACCUGCAAGGUGUGCAUGGACAAAGAAGUAAACAUCGUCUUCAUUCCGUGUGGACAUCUGGUGGUUUGCAAAGAGUGCGCACCAUCACUUAGAAAGUGCCCGAUCUGCAGAGGCCUGGUUAAAGGGACGGUCCGCACCUUCCUCUCAUGAAGAGAAAUCAUCUUCAGACUCCUUUUGUGUGUCACAAUGAAUGUAAGCAAUAUGAUUAAAAAAGAAAAAUCUACUAGAGAGAGCAGGAAGGUCAUUUGUUUCCUUUCUGCCAGUUGAGAUGUUGCAAAGUUUCUACAUGGUUGUCUUAAAUAAAUAAAGCUCACUCCUAACCUUAAAUCCAGAGGUGUCAAGUAACGCAGUACAAAUACUUCAUUACCUUAAGUAGAAAUUUUGGGUAUCUAUACUUUACUGGAGUAAUUAUUUUUCACAUGUUAAUGCUCAGUAGUAAAUAUAUGGUUUUUUAAUGUAUUUGCAUUGUACUAAAAUGUGUUAAUUUUCAAUGGGCAUAAAUGCGGCUGAAACAGGUGCAUCCCAAAGUUUUCACCAUUAACAUUUUAAUAUAACAUUAUAGUCAUUAUGGCCUUUAGAAAAAUGUUUUUUUGGGGAGGUGGGGUAGUGCACUAUAGGCCCCUGUGAAGCGGCCUAAGUUGUUGUCCUUAAUGGCAUUUUUUUCCCCCUUACAUUACUUUUGCUUUUAUACUCUAAGUAGUUUUGAAACCAGUACUUUUACUUGAGUAAAAAGCUUGAGUUGAUACUUCAACUUCUAAAGAAGUCUUUUUAAACCCUAGUAUCUAUACUUCUGAGUAACGAAUAUGUAUGCUUUGGACACCUCUUAAAUGGUGAUGUAGAUUAAGGGUUGGUAAACUGCUUUUAUAAUAAUGCUUUUGCUAUUAGGGUUACAUUAUUUGAUAUGCUAUAUAAAUCAGUAACUUCUCUGGUUGUAACAAAUAUGAAAAUUCAUGUUAUGCUUUACACAGUAAUUCUAAAACAUGUAACAAAUAUUUCAAUGAUUCUGUUAAAUGUAAUGGUGAUUCAUGUUAAGUCUAUAAAGGCAGCACUACAGUAAAUAAAGUUUCAUGAAGAUUAAAA
Molecule: messenger RNA, 3584 nt
Organism: Labrus mixtus (cuckoo wrasse)
Lineage: Eukaryota; Metazoa; Chordata; Actinopteri; Labriformes; Labridae
Gene: birc2
Product: baculoviral IAP repeat containing 2
Exons: 12
Coding region: 711-2654 (647 amino acids)
Biological process (GO): negative regulation of apoptotic process; regulation of cell cycle; positive regulation of protein ubiquitination
Cellular component (GO): cytoplasm; nucleus; spindle microtubule
Molecular function (GO): ubiquitin protein ligase activity; cysteine-type endopeptidase inhibitor activity involved in apoptotic process
Source: RefSeq, a predicted model, not a curated record